Messenger RNA from Lathyrus oleraceus (garden pea), 1404 nucleotides. RefSeq lists its product as uncharacterized. Lineage: Eukaryota; Viridiplantae; Streptophyta; Magnoliopsida; Fabales; Fabaceae. The record is from RefSeq and is a predicted model, not a curated record. Bases 1 to 1404 code for a protein of 467 amino acids. The transcript has a single exon.
AUGGAAAAAUAUGCACCACCACCAGUGCCUGACAAGUUACCCAGAUGGUAUAAACCUAAUGAACAUUGUGCUUUCCACUCUGAUGUGUUAGGGCAUGACACCGAAAAUUUCUUCGUAUUUAAAGGAAAAGUCCAAGAGCUUAUGAGAUUGGGGUUGAUCAAGUUUGGUGACACGCCAAAUGUGGCAACCAACCCGUUUCCUGAGCAUGGGGUGGUAAAUGUGAUUACUGAAGAUGAGAAUUUGAUUAUGGAUGUCCUAAAAGUGAAGACUCCGUUGGUGCCUGUGCACCUUAAGUUGUUCAAAGUUGGUAUUCUAGAGCAAGAUCAUAAGAAGUGCUCAAUUUGUUUGAGGGACUCUAAAGGUUGCUUCGAUGUACAAAAAGAUAUACAGAUGCUGAUUUCCCUCAGUAUGUUACAGGUUUGCGGAAAGAAGAAGAACGGUGAAGUAUUUGUCAUAGUGCCUCUCUUUAGAAAGCCCAAAUAUUUUGAGAUCUUUUGUCCGUCCAGAGAAGGUACAUCUCCCGCCAGCUCUACUAAGCGUUUGGACAUCAAGAUGCUGUCUCCUUUUCCCUACAAGUCUGAUAAAGUUAUGCCGUGGGAAUAUGCACCUACUACCACUGUGAAUGGUGUGGAGCAACCAUUGGUUUAUAACAAAGUUGUCACUAAUAUUGCCGAUGCAAGUGGUCUCACGAGAAGCGGAAGGGUUUUCACUCCUGUUGGUCUUAGAAGUAGGAAGCCCGACAAUGGUAAGGCUCUGUUGGUCAUCCCUGAGAGAAGACAUGUACCAGACGUAGAUGCUGAAGAAUUUUUGCGCCCAAUUAGGAAGAGUGAUUAUAAGGUGGUGGGUCAGCUUCUUCAAACCCAGUCAAAGAUAUUUGUUUUAUCUUUGCUCUUAAACUCUAAAGCACAUCACAAGGCCCUGUUGAAAGUAUUGGGGCAAGCCUACGUAAAUCCAGAUGUCAUGGUUGAUCACUUCGACCAUGUAGUUGGGAACAUCACAUCUUGCAAUAAACUUAGCUUUUUUGACAAUGAGUUGCCCGCCAAGGGUAAAAAUCACAAUAAUGCACUCUACAUAUCCAUGGGUUGUGAAAAGGACUCUCUGUCACAUGUUUUGGUUGAUAUCGGCUCUUCUUUGAAUGUAAUUUCGAACAUUACCUUCGCCAAAUUGUCCUAUAUUGAAGCCGACAUCAAACCGAGCGAUGUUGUUGUCAAGGCCUUUGAUGGUUCUAGAAGGGAUGUAAUGGGUGAAAUUGUCUUGCCAAUGAUGGUGGGUCUGCAACAAUAUCAAAUCCUCUUCCAGGUGAUGGACAUUAACCCCGGUUAUAGCAGUCUGCUUGGGAGACCGUGGAUUCAUGACGCAGGAGCCGUCACAUCCACACUGCAUCGGAAAUUGAAAUUCGUCUGA